CGGCGCGCGUCUCGUCGUCGCCGUCGUCCCCGCGCGGACUUCCCCGGCGUCGUCUCCCGCGAACCCGCACGCGAGAUCGAUAGACUAAUCAGAUCGGUAAAGCGCAAAAGUCGUUAGGGAUCCAUCCGCGUCACGGCGAAAAACAUCAGACGGAUCGAUCCGAUGGACGUCGACGACGCGGCGAUGAACGCGGAGGCGCGGCGUCUCGAGGACGAGAAGGCGCGCGCCGACGCCGCCGCCGCCGCGGACGCGGAGGCUGAGUUCCGAGCGCUCCAGAGACGGCGCGAGGCGGAGAUCGAGGCCGCGCACGCCGAGCGCGAGAAGCGCGCGCGCGAGCUCGAGGAGACGAGGAGGAAAAAGCUCAAGCCGGGGAAUCGCGACGCGUGCUCGCUGCCGUACGUCGACGGGACGGACCCGCUGUACCGCGCGGCGAGCAACGGCGAUAUCGCCGCGGUGAAGCGCGUGCUGAAGGCGAUGAAAACAAAGCGCGAGCGAUGGGUCGCGGCCAACUCGCGGAACGAGGACGCGGACGAUCAGUCCGCGCUGCACGUCGCCGCGAGCCGAGGCUACCUGCUGAUGACGCGAGAGCUCCUGGACGCGGGCGCGGAGCUGCUGCCGGACGAGAAGGGACGCACGCCGCUGCACCUCGCGGCGGCGAACGACGACGAGCCGCUCGUGAAGCUCCUCCUGAAGCGCGCGAAGAGGAAGUGGGACGCGAAGACGGCGUUCACGACGGGCGGAUAUUCUCGCCCCGCGGCGCCCGUGCACCUGUGCAAAAAGCCAAACCUUCGAAAGCUGCUCGAGUUUCGAGGGUGCGGCGACGACGACGGCGGCCAGACGCGGAUCAAGGUCGAGGGCGACGGGCGCGGGGUGGAGAUCACGACGUCGAUGAAGAUCGCCGCGGGCGUCGCCGCGUUCGUCGUCGCGCUGUACGUCAGGGCGCGGCGGCAGAUCGAGGAAGGCUAUGCGCGGCCGACGAAGUACGUGCGGUGAGUAGGAGAAGAGAGAGCGCUGUAAACAUCGUCGCGCGUCGAUCGUCGAUGUCGACACGAAC
Micromonas pusilla CCMP1545 is the source of this 1054-nucleotide messenger RNA. RefSeq lists its product as uncharacterized. The transcript has 2 exons. The coding region runs from base 163 to 993 and encodes 276 amino acids. NCBI's taxonomy places the organism in Eukaryota, Viridiplantae, Chlorophyta, Mamiellophyceae, Mamiellales, Mamiellaceae. Gene Ontology annotation, molecular function: protein binding. The record is from RefSeq and is a predicted model, not a curated record.